Molecule: messenger RNA, 7772 nt
Organism: Coffea arabica (coffee)
Lineage: Eukaryota; Viridiplantae; Streptophyta; Magnoliopsida; Gentianales; Rubiaceae
Product: pentatricopeptide repeat-containing protein At1g71060, mitochondrial
Biological process (GO): mitochondrion organization; RNA processing
Cellular component (GO): mitochondrion
Molecular function (GO): mRNA binding; protein binding
Source: RefSeq, a predicted model, not a curated record
CAAAGAUCUGUAAGAGCAUAUUGGAGAGCACUUCCUCUCUCUAGUAGAGGUCCCUCUCUCUCUAGUAGAAGCUUUUCUCUCUCUUGGGAUAAGAGCCCCUUCGCUCCAUUGGUAGGAGUCUCAGCAGCUGUUCAAACUUUCAAAAUUUCCAAACUUCAAUUCCUACACUCUAGCAAAAGAUAGAAGUUUUAGAAAUAGACCAAAGUGUUUAAUGUAACUCAAAACAUUGACUCUAUGGAUUACGGAAAAUCUGUGCAAUAGAAUGAAAAGGAGAGUAGCAUUUAUGAAGCUGCAAGCCAAGUAAAACUCGAUAGCACCUCUCCUUUCACUGCCUUUGCUACGACGGUUGAGGUAUUGCAUGGUUCCUGCGCUUUUCCUUUUGUGUUUUUUUGUCUGUUUGGGUGACAAAGGUAUCCUUUUCACUCCUUAUAAUACUGCUUACUAUCUAGUUUGUUCAUCUAGGUCUUUUUUCAGCUGAGGUAGGAUGAUGAGCUUUCUCUGGCUCGAUAGUCUGAUCCUUUAGCAUCCCCGUAGAUCGUUCAGUUUCCUCUGGUUUUAGUGUGCUUCUCUUUUAUCUUUCUUUCUAGAGUGAACUUUACCCCUUAGUACCUCAGUUUGUAUCAAUGGAGAUGGAUCUGAAUGAAAUGAUGCAAAAGUUCUUACUAGUUGGGAACAAACUUUCAGGAGCAACUUUGGACUUAGGGGACUUGGAAAGUGGAGUAAGAGAGUGUAAGGACAGUAUAAUAGGGAGAGUCAUGGGAGAAAAGAUUGCCAGUUUCACAAGAGUGAAAAAUUUUGCCACAAUAGCCUAGGGUUAUCCAAAAAAUUUGUCUGUCUUAGAACUUGAACCGAAUCUAUUUCAGUUCAACAUCCCUAACUCAGAUGAUAAGGAGAAGAUAGUGGAAGGAGGCCCUUGGGUAAUAGACAACCAAAUUUUGGUACUAAACAGAUGGAAGGAAGGAAUAGAAGGAAAUUUGGAAGCCUUCAAGAUGGCCACUUUGUGGGUACAGGUUUGGAAUUUACCUGUACAUUGGGUUACUAGAGAAGUAGGCCGUAAGAUAGGGGUAGUCUUCAAACAGGUCAAGGAUGUUAUAAUACCCCAGCUGGGAGGAAAGGAGGGUAGGCAUUUGAAAACGCUUGCCUUAGUAGACUUGUCAAAACCCCUGCUCAGAGGCACCAUAGUGAAGACUGAAGGUACUAUGAAAUGGGUUGCUUUCAAGUAUGAAAGAUGCCCAAACUUCUGUUAUAACUAUGGAAUUGUUGGUCAUGGGGAGAGGACAUGCACCAAUCAGUAAGAAAUAGCAGGGGCAUAUGCAGACAAUUAGUAUGGUCCUUGGUUGAGAGCAGGGAACUUUAAAGGAUCCCCACAGAAAAAGCAAAAAAGAAAUGAUAUGGAUAAAGAUAAACGGUAUUGGAAGUUUGUAAAUGGGGAAUUGAUUGAAAAAACACAACCGAGAAAUCUAUUUGAAAAGAAUCAACAGGAGCUGAAUAGGUCUUUGGAGAGGGAGAAAACUGAUCAUCAAGAACUAGCAAGAGAUCUGAAUGUGAUGAGAAUUGAAGCUGAUCAAGUUCCCCCCCUCAGGGCAUAGUUCACAAGGGUAGCUCUCAAAAACAACAAAAUCCUCUGAAACAAGGUGAAGGAGCACAGGUUGAACAGGUUGAAACAAAAGGUACAGAAGUAGCCAAGACUUUAUUGGUUGAGGAAACUACUAAGAUGGAGAAGGAUAGCACCUUAGAAGCACCUAUUGCAGCUAAGCCUGGAUCAUUAGAGGGAGAACAUGAGAGAGGGUUGCUGAUACAGGAGACUUGUAACAAUAAUGAGAGAGUACAGGAGGUAGUUGGAAAACACUCAAAAAGGUUUGAAUAGAAAGGUGAAUUCUCCCACCAAAACUAGAGACCCUUAAGAGAAUUGAAUAGACAAGUGAGCAAUCAGACAAGUGUAGGAAAGGGGAAAAUAACCCUGAGGGAUGAGGAUAUGGAGUGUGAAGGAGGUGAAAAUCAGAACUAGAAAAAGCAAAAUCUUUUGAGAUGAUAGUGGUCUUAGAACCUAAUCAGGUGGAGGUGGGAUCCUUUCCUAAUAGGGCUCCCCGGGACAAAUGAGACUUAUGGUGUGGAAUUGUCAAUGAGUGGAGAGCCCCUUGACAAUUCCCCACUUGAGGGAGGUGAACAACCUCUUCUCUCUAGAUAUGAUUUUCCUUAGUGAAACCAAAAAUAAGGAGAAAUAUAUGGAUAGAGUUAAAAACUGGCUAAGGUUUGAGAAUAGUGUGGUGAUUGGGGCUAUGAAUAGAUCAAGUGGUAUGUGUCUCCUAUGGAAAGAUGAUGUCAAAGUCUUGACAACACUCCAAACAGCCUUCACCAUAGAAGCUAAGAUAGGGGGUAGGGAUCCUCAGGAUGAGUGGUGAUUUAUAGGAGAGUAUGCAAGCUGUGAUGCUCAAAUCAGAAAAUAGCAAUGGCAAGUGCUGAAUGAUAGGAGAAAGCUAUGGGGGGAGAAAUUUGUGAUAGCAGGAGAAUUUAAUGAUAUAGUGUCAAAUGAAGAGAAAUGGGAGGGUCUUAAGGGAGAGGAAAGGAGCUUUAAGACUUUUAAGAACUUUAUUUUUGAGAAUAGAUUAGUUGAAAUAGGUUUUGAGGGCCACCCUUGGACCUGGAGUAACCACUGGGACAAUGUAGGGGAAGUAAAACAAAGAUUAGACAGAUGCCUGAGCAGUUGUGACUGGGUACAGAAGUUUGAAGGGGUAGUCUGUCAGCACAUAGAGUCCUUUGCCGCUAACCACAGCUUGCUAAUACUGGAUACUGAACCAGAAAAAAGGAAAAAGAAGAAACGUUUUUAUUUUGAUAAGGGAUGAACUCAAAAGGAAGGUAUAUAGCAAGUCAUUGAGAAAGCAUGGAACAAGGAUGAACCAGGAACUAGAAUGUUCAGAGUUACUAGGAAAGUGAAAAACUGCAGAAUUGAAAUCUUGAAGUGCAAAAACACUUUUCAGGCAAAUUCCAAAGUGAGAAUCAAUGACAUUAAGGGUAGAUUAUAGAGUUUGGACAGGUCUAACUUGGAGAACAAAAAAGUGAGAAGGACAGGCUUAUAAAGAGGGGGAAUCCUUUUGGAGUCAAAAAGCUAGACUAAACUGGCUAAGAGAGGGAGAUAAGAACACUAGUUUUUUUCAUGCCUAUGUGAGAGGUAGGAGAAACAGGAACAGGAUCUGUAAUGUUCAAAGAGAAGAUGGUUCUUGGAAAAAAAAAUGAUGAGGAACUAAUUUCUGAGAUUUCCAUGUUCUAUAGGAGCCUGUUUACUAGUAAAGGGGAAGAAGAUAACUCAGAGGUACUGAGGGGUAUUUCUCAGCCUAUUACUGAGGAAAUGAAUUCCAAUUUGACUAAACCAGUUCAUGAGGAGGAAAUCAGGUCUUGUUUUCUCCAUGAAUCCUGAUAAUGCCCCUGGUAUGGAUGGUAUGACUCCAUUGUUUUUCCAAAAAAUCUGGGAAGUGGUUAAAAAUGAUGUGAUUCAGGCUAUACAAGACUUCUUCUUGUUAGGCUGCAUGCUUAAGUCUAUUAAGCACACAAUCAUCUCACUCAUCCCCAAAAUUCUGAACCUAAUAGGCCUGAAAAAUUAUAGACCAAUCAGUCUGUGUAGUGUUUUGUAUAAAAUCAUCUGAAAAUUUUUGGCUAACAGACUGAAACUGGUCCUUGAAAAGUGCAUCAGUAAAAAUCAAUCAGCUUUCAUCACUGAUAGACAAAUCUUAGAUAAUGUGAUCAUUGUUCAGGAAUACAUGCAAUAUCUCAAAAACAAAAGGCAAGGGAAAGAAGGGUAUAUGGCUAUCAAGUUAGACAUGGCUAAAGCUUACGAUAAAGUGGAAUGACACUUUCUUAGAGCCAUAAUGCAAAAAAUGGGUUUCUGUGAUAAAUGGGUAAACUGGAUGCAUGGGUUUCAAGAUGCAUGGAGACUGUCUCAUAUUCUUUCAAUUGCAAUGGAGAAGUCAAAUGAUUUGUGAAACCAGGAAGAGGGAUAAGGCAGGGAGACCUUCUCUCACCAUAUCUAUUUUUUAUUUGCUCUAAAGAUUUCUCAAAUCUGCUCCAAAGAUCAGCAGAAAAUAAGAGAUUGAAAGGAUUGAAGAUCAGUAGACAAGGUCCAAACAUUACUCAUCUUUUUUUUGCGGAUGAUUCCCUCAUAUUUUGUAGAGCUGAUGUGUAGCAAGCUGAGGAACUAAUGAAGAUUCUACACGUUUAUGAACAGGCCUCAGGUCAACUGAUCAACCUAGAGAAAUCAUCUGUGAUUUUUAGCAAGAAUUUGACAUGUAAGCAGAAACAGGAGAUCUACAGUGCUCUAGGAGGCAUGGCAGAAGUGAAGCAAGGGAAAUAUCUUGGUCUCCCUAUGGUUAUUUCAAGAACAAAGGACCAAAUUUUUGGCUACAUAAGAGACAAUAUCAAAAGGAGACUAGAUAGCUGGAAGAAAAAAUUUCUAAGUCCUGCUGGAAAGGAAGUCAUGCUCAAAGCAGUCACAAUGGGCAUGCCAACCUAUGUUAUGUCAUGCUUCAAACUGCCUAGAAAACUCCUCAAGGAUCUCAACUCAGCUAUGUCAAAUUACUGGUAGGGGGAAACUAUUGGCAAAAACAAGAUGCACUGGACCUCUUGGAGGAGAAUGGCUCAGGAGAGAAAGGAAGGAAGUUUGAGAUUCAAGGACCUAGAAGCUUUUAACAAAGCUCUGUUAGGAAAACAGGUUUGGAGAUUAAUCACCAAACCAAAUCUCCUAGUCAACAAAGUAUUGAAAGCCAAGCAUUUCCCAAAGAAAUCAAUUUUCACAUGCAAAACUCAGGGCGGUGCUUCUUGGUUUUGGAAAGGCCUGAUGGAAGUCAAAGGUCUUGUUGAAGAAGGAGUAAUGAGGAGGAUUGGUAAUGGGAGAAGCACUAACAUAUGGAAACAUAAGUGGAUACCAGCUUCUCCAUCUAGUAAGCCUACAACCCCCAGAUCCCAAAACUGUGAGUUUGAAUCAAUACAACAGCUAAUCAACCACAGCAGAUAGAACACAAAUGUGAUCUUUAGACUUUUCAACAAGACUGAUGCAGAAAGGAUCCUUAGUAUUCCAAUUAGUCUAACAGGCAGAGAAGAUUCCAACUACUGGAAACACAGUGAAGGAGGAGAAUACACGGUGAGAUCUGGUUACAAGAGGUUAAUAGAAGAGAGUUCAGGCAUAAACAAAGGAAAGGAGACUGCUGGAACAAGUUUUGAUGCAGGUAGUAAACAAAGCAGGUAAAUUUAGAAUACACUGUAGAAGCUCAACACCAAACACAAAAUUAAGAUGUUCAUCUGGAAGUGUGUCAAUGGAGCUCUACCAGUCAGGGAGGCAAUCUACAGGAAAGCAGCAAUUGGGGAUCCAGUGUGUAAAGGAUGUGGAGAGGAUCCAGAAACAAUAGAACACACACUGUUGCAAUGCCCCCUAGCAAAAGAGGUCUGGGAAGUAGCUCCAAUAACAUGGGAUGGAGCAAAAAAUCAGAUAGGCAGCUUUCAAAGAUGGUGGAGCAGGAUUACAGAGGCUAAAAUAAAGCAAGAGGGUAAAAGCCAUAUCGAUCUCACUGCUAAUAUUCUAUGGCAGAUUUGGAAAGAAAGGAACAAGAGAAAAUUUGAGAACCAAGUCAGCUAUCAACCUUGCAGUGUUAUUCAAAAAGCAUACAAAGAAUGGUUGGAGUUGGAGGAAGUAGCUACUAAGAAAAUUGAUUAGAGCACAGCAGAAACAAUGCCAGAACUGGAUGGGGAAUAUCAUGUACAAGAGGACCAGGAUUUGAUAACUUUGAGAGUGGCAACAACAAGCUUAACAAGGCCUACAUUGCUGGGAAUUGGAGUUGCUGUCAAAAGGAGGACAAAUGGCGCUACAAAUUUUUGGGCAUUAAAAGACAGAAGCUAUGGGAAUAAGAAUAUUGAUGUAGCUUCAGCAGUCAAACUGGUCUUAUGCAAAGCAUUGGAAAGACCAUGGAGCAACAUCAGAAUCCAAAUCCAAAACAAGGACUUGUUGAGGCAAAUCACGAAUGCUCCGCCAUGAAACACCUCCUGGCCACCAUCCGCCGGAGCCACUGCCGCCACGCUGCACCCUUCCUCCAACUGGCCUACUACCAAUCCCUGAAGCCCCAGUCACCCUCAGAACCUGCCACUUCCCUUACUAAAAGCUCCUGGUCAAUUCAUGAGAAUGCAAUGCCUAUCCAGGAUGUAAACGGCCUCCAAAUUGCCAAACAAACUGAUAGAAUCUGCCAAAUAUUGUCCAACCAUAAUGGCUCAGGAAAUGUUGACUCUGCUAUGAAAUCUGCUUCAGUUGAAAUAAAGAUCACUCAAUUGUUGGUGCAAGAAGUUUUGAAGAAGCUCAGCAACGCUGGUUUGUUGGCUUUAUCUUUUUUUAGGUGGGCCGAGAAGCAAAAAGGAAUCAAGCACACCUCAGCGAGCUACAAUACUUUAAUUGAAUCCCUGGGAAAAGUCAAACAGUUUAAAAUGGUAUGGAAACUAGUCGAGGAAAUGAGGCAACAAGGCAUGCUGUCAAAAGACUCUCUUGCCCUAAUUUCACGCCGCUAUGCCCGAGCUCGGAAAGUUAAAGAGGCCAUUGAUGCAUUUGAGAGUAUGGAAAAAUUUGGGCUGAGGCCAGAAUUGCAAGACUAUAACAGAUUGAUUGAUACUUUAUGCAAGUCCAGGCAUCCGGAGAAGGCACAGCAGGUGUUUGACGAAUGGAAGAAUAAAAGGUUUAAGCCUGAUAUUAAGUCAUAUACCAUAUUGUUGGAAGGGUGGGGCCAAGAGCAGAAUUUGUUGAGAUUAAAUGAAGUUUGUCGUGAAAUGAGAGAUGAUGGUUUUGCACCAGAUGUUGUAAGUUAUGGUAUUAUGAUCCAUGCUUAUUGCAAGGCUAAAAACUAUCAUGAAGCAGUUGAAAAGUAUCAUGAAAUGGAGAGGAAGGGCAUUAAAGCAACUCCUCAUAUAUACUGUACUUUGAUCAAUGCUUUGGGAUCAGAGAAAAGGUUGAGUGAGGCCCUCAAGUUUUUUGAACUGGCCAAGACUAGUGGUCAUGCUCUUGAAGCACCCACGUACAAUGCAGUUGUGGGGGCGUAUUGUUGGUCAAUGCGAAUCCAUAAUGCUUACCGGAUUGUUGAUGAGAUGAGGAUAUGUGGUGUUGGUCCUAAUUCACGAACUUAUGAUAUAAUACUUCAUCAUCUUAUUAAGGCUCAUAGAACACAAGAAGCAUAUGCUGUUUUCCAGAAAAUGAAUGAUGAACCAGGAUGCGAGCCAACUAUUAGCACAUAUGAGAUUAUGGUGCGAAUGUUCUGCAAUGAGGAGCGGACAGAUAUGGCUUUGAGGGUGUGGAAUCAGAUGAAGGCUAAGGGAUUCCUUCCUGGGAUGCAUAUGUUCUCAUCAUUGAUUAACAGUUUGUCCCAUGAGAAUAAAUUGGAAGAUGCCUGCAGAUAUUUUCAGCAGAUGUUAGAUAUGGGAAUUAGACCUCCAACUCCAAUGUUUAAGAACUUAAAGCAAGCUCUUCUUGAUGAGGGGAAGGAAGAUACAGUGCUGACAUUGGCAAAAAAACUUGAGAAACUAAGGGUUACGCAAAUAGUCAGUUAAUGACAAGAGAUAUUGACCUUUGUCUUUUGUUCUGGUGUAUUUAGAAUACUUUAAUCUGCCCAUGUUAAUACAAAUUGGAAAUUCUUUUCUUGAUUCCAUUAGAGGUUCUUGCUAUGCACACGGUGGAUGAAAGGUCAAUCCUAUGACAUUAAUUUACUGUUUUGAAAUAGUUGAAGCCCAACGGUACACAUGUUGCAUAAUUA